Micromonas commoda is the source of this 1461-nucleotide messenger RNA. RefSeq lists its product as hypothetical. The transcript has a single exon. The coding region runs from base 1 to 1458 and encodes 485 amino acids. The record is from RefSeq and is a predicted model, not a curated record. Lineage: Eukaryota; Viridiplantae; Chlorophyta; Mamiellophyceae; Mamiellales; Mamiellaceae.
AUGGCGUUGCUGAAAAGUGGAGAAAUAUUCGCAUGGGGCGAUAAUUACUUUGGCCAGCUCGGACUCGGAUAUCAAAGCCUUCGGCGCGAGCCCGACAGAUUUCACAAGACACAACACUAUUACCAGCCGGAAAUGAUUGAUAAACCGACGCGCAUCGAGCACUGGGACUAUUUUGUGCAACAGAAGAGAGAGGAGACAAUUGGAAACGGGACAGUGGAGAUAGAAUACACCGCACAGGUCACUGGGAAAAUCAGGUAUGAAAGCGACGCCAUAAUCACGCAUCUCGAGGCAGGUAACUUUCAAACCAUCGCGCGAUCCAGCUCCGGGAACGUCUACAUUUGGGGAACGAACUCAUUGGGGCAGUUAGGCACUUGCGAUUGCGGCGCCUGUGCGCACAAUUAUGACGCCACAGGAGAUGAUCCGAUGGGAACUUGUACAGCUCAGAAAUCGCCUCCAGCCCCUCCAAAGCCCGACGCGUCAAGCCUGGUCGCCGGCGAAGACGCUCCUCCAGCGCCUCCUCCAGACCUCACUGUGUACGCGUGGGAGCAGGGUUGCGAAUGUAACUGUGCAGGUGCAGGCACUUGCAAGUACACGGCGUCUCGAGGAGAUACCGAUGCCGUCAACGAAGGGAAAUGUGUUGAUUUUGGAGCAAACACGAAAUGUGAAUGCGUCGAACCGUUUCUGAAAAUGCAAGGUUCCAUCUACAAAAUGGAUCAGCCGAUGCACUUUGCGCUCGGCGUCGCGACGGAGUACAAGUUUGUCACAGUUGCAGCGGGAGGGGCAAUGUUUGCAAUUUCACAAUCGCAGUGCCCAACCGAUGAUCUAGGAAAAGUGUGCUCAGGUAUCGGGGAAUGUUUGGAAGCUGACGACGGCGAAUUAUCGACUUGCGAUUGCCCAUUCGGAACAGCUGGAAUCAAGUGCGAGCACUCUUGUCCUGUUGGGACAGAAGAAGAUUAUCUUGCUGUACGCGCCGAACACAACAUCGGAAAAUUUCCUGAUACUCGUUAUCGUGAAGAUACUGAUGGCGUGAUGACAGGACGAGUUUGUUCCGGACACGGACAGUGCGAUGAUGUCGGCAAAUGCGUGUGUGAGGAUUUUUGGUACGGCGAGCGAUGCCAGCACAUGUGUCCGUGGGACAAUCAAAAACGACAUUGCAGCGGAAACGGAACUUGCGCGUAUGAUCCGGAGAUACAAGAGACUCCUUAUUGCAUUUGCAACCGUUACAAAACAACAGACAAAGAUCCCCUUGUCGCGCAAGAAGCAGCCAAACAAUGCGGCGAACGGCAACUUGCCGUGAGAGAAGGAGGUUGGUGCAGUUAUUACGAUAGUGAUCAGGGCUUCGAGGCAUGCUACCAAUUUGGUCUGUGCGGCGUUUGCGAAGACAGCGGUUUUCGUCACUCUAUUCUUCUCACGCUCGUGAUCUCUGUGUUGUUGCGCUUAUUAGUUCUAGACCGAUGAUAG